Messenger RNA from Rana temporaria (common frog), 2314 nucleotides. It is a transcript of the gene BTK, whose product is annotated as Bruton tyrosine kinase. The record is from RefSeq and is a predicted model, not a curated record. Lineage: Eukaryota; Metazoa; Chordata; Amphibia; Anura; Ranidae. Bases 150 to 2111 code for a protein of 653 amino acids. The transcript has 19 exons. Gene Ontology annotation, biological process: T cell receptor signaling pathway; B cell receptor signaling pathway; adaptive immune response. Gene Ontology annotation, molecular function: protein binding; ATP binding; non-membrane spanning protein tyrosine kinase activity.
CACAGACGAGUCUCAGUCUACAUGGUGUCCUUCGUCUCAUACAACCUCCGACAGACGGAGGACGGGGCCAUGAGCUGCCCAGCCUAGGAAAGUCCCAUGUGGUGCUGUUUAAAUUGGGGGAACGGUCUUGCCAGAGACUUCUCAGCACCAUGGCCUCUGCAGUGCCGAGUAUCCUGGAGAGUAUUUUCCUCAAGCGAUCUCAACAGAAGCGGAAAACCUCGCCCCUCAACUACAAGAAGAGGUUAUUUGUACUCACCGAGAGCAAGAUCACCUAUUACGAAUAUGACUUCGAAAGAGGGCGUCGUGGAAGUAAAAAGGGGUUCGUCGACUUAGAGAAGGUGGGCUGUGUGGAAUGUGUAGAACCAGAAGAAAACCCACCACCAGAAAGGCAAAUACUGCACAGAGAUGAAUUUGCAGAUACCGAACAGAUCUCUAUCAUAGAGCGAUUUCCAUACCCAUUCCAGAUCGUGUAUGAUGACGGACCACUUUAUAUCUUCGCCCCAACGGAGGAUCUGCGAAGACGUUGGAUUAAUCAACUGAAACUUAUUGUCCGUUUUAAUAGUGACCUAGCUCAGAAAUUUCAUCCACGGUUUCACCAAGAUGGACAGUAUCUCUGCUGCGCCCAGACGGCAAAAAACGCAUUGGGGUGCCAUGUACUGCGCAAUGCGAACGGAGUUUUGAAGAGCGAGCAUUCACGCAGAUCCCAAAAGCCGCUUCCGCCCGCUCCAACCGAGGUGAAAUCUACAAAACCGCUCCCGCCUCCUCCGUCGGCCACCCCUCCGGCAACCUGCAAAGUUGUAGCGUUGUAUGACUUCACACCAAUCAGCAGCCAGGACCUGCCCUUGUGCAAGGGGGAAGAGUAUCUGCUAUUGGACGAAGGCAGCGGCCAACCGUGGCUGAGAGCAAGAAACAAAAACGGACAAGAGGGAUACAUACCCGGUAACUAUGUGACGGAAGCCCAGGAUACCCUGGAAAUCUAUGAAUGGUACUCCAAAAAUAUGACGAGGAGCCAGGCGGAGGAUCUUCUCCGAACAGAGGAUAAAGAAGGCGGCUUCAUCGUGAGAGACUCGAGCAAAGCGGGGAAGUACACCGUGUCCGUCUACGCCAAGUCCUCGGGGGAAGGAUUUAUCCGUCAUUACGUGGUGAUCGAGACCCCCGGACCCCAAUAUUAUCUGGCUGAGAAACACGUCUUUGACUCAAUCCCAGAACUGAUAACCUACCACCAAUACAAUGCCGCCGGUUUAAUAUCAAGACUAAAAUAUCCGGUCUGUUCCGUCAGAAGCGCCCCUUCUACUGCUGGCCUUGGCUAUGGCUCAUGGGAGAUCGACCCCAAGGAUCUGACCUUCUUGAAGGAGCUGGGUAACGGACAGUUUGGUGUGGUGAAGUAUGGGAAAUGGAGAGGACAGUACGAGGUGGCCAUCAAAAUGGUCAAAGAGGGCUGUAUGUCUGAAGACGAGUUCAUCAACGAAGCAAAAUGCAUGAUGAAGAUGUCUCAUGAACAUCUGGUUCAGUUAUAUGGAGUCUGCACCAAGCAGCGCCCGAUCUUCAUCAUCACGGAGUAUCUGUCCAAUGGCUGCCUCCUCACCUACCUCAAGGAGUUCCGUUCCCGUCUCAAUCCCGGGCACCUCCUCAACAUGUGCAGCGAUGUUUGCGGCGCAAUGAGUUAUCUGGAAUCCAAGCAAUUUCUACACCGGGAUUUGGCUGCCCGAAACUGUUUGGUUACUGAAGACGGCACAGUAAAAGUAUCGGAUUUUGGCCUCUCAAGGUACGUUCUAGACGAUGAAUAUACGAGUUCUCUGGGGUCGAAGUUCCCCGUUCGCUGGUCUCCGAUCGAGGUUCUUUUGUACAGCAAGUUCAGCAGUAAAUCCGAUGUCUGGUCAUUCGGCGUAUUAAUGUGGGAGGUGUUCACCUUCGGGAAGAUGCCGUACGAGAGAUUCAACAACAGUGAAAUCGUGGAGCAGAUAAUGAAAGGGGGGCGACUCUACCGACCUCAGCUGGCCACGGAGAGAGUCUACAAUGUGAUGCUCAGCUGCUGGACGGAGAAAGCGGAGGACAGACCGUCCUUCCGGAUGUUACACGGAGCAAUCUUAGAAAUCAUGGAAGAUCUGUGACAGGGAAGGACGUAUUAUGGACACACUGACAAUUCUAACCAGAAGGAACCCAUGAGAAGAAGAACCGGGGAUGUACAUUGACUUAUUGUGUGUAUAUAGAUAUAUAUAUAUAUUCCAUUUGGAGAUGAUUCAGUAAAACUGGAGGAGAAGAAAAACAGAAGAUUGGAGGAGAUCAGAAAAGUUUAGAGAUGAUCAGAGGAGAU